This is a messenger RNA of Grus americana (Whooping crane), 1829 nucleotides long. RefSeq lists its product as uncharacterized. The record is from RefSeq and is a predicted model, not a curated record. Lineage: Eukaryota; Metazoa; Chordata; Aves; Gruiformes; Gruidae. The coding region runs from base 84 to 1367 and encodes 427 amino acids. Gene Ontology annotation, molecular function: protein binding. The transcript is spliced from 16 exons.
GGCCCGUUCCCGGUUCCCGGUUGCCCGGUUCCCGCCCGGCCGCAGCCGCCGCCGCGGGACCCCCUGGGCGGGGGGACGAGCCCAUGGCCGGGAAGGAGCCGCUGCUGAGCGCCUUUAAAGGCGGAGUGCUGCAGCUGCGGGAGGGCGGGGGGCCCUGCACGGACACCUCGCCGCACCUUGCCUCCCUCUGCCAGCUGCUGGAGAGCAUCCUGCGCAAGGGGCUGCGACAGCCAGCCUGGGGCUUCAGGAGGCGGGAUUACUGGCACUGGCUGGAGCAGCUUCCUGCAGGGGAUGGCAGCAGGCCGACCCCUCUCUCCAUCAGCAUCCAGAAAGCGGGCAGCUGUGAGAAGGUGCAGACGGCGCAGGGCCAUGGGCGGUACUUUCUGCGCUUGGCUCUGCAGGGGAAGGUGCUGGCAGCGGCCGUGCGGGAGCUGGCGCGGACCCCCCGGCUCCUGGAGUUUUAUGAUCCAGUGAGCUCCAUCCUCGGCAACGAAGACCUCCUGGAGCCUUUCCUCUCGCUGCUGCUGGUGGUGACAGAGAUGGAUUUCUCCCUGGACCUGCAGAAUUGCAGCUUCUUGGACGAAAGCUGGCUGCUGCCGGUGUGCAUCACGUAUGAGACAGUCCCGUGCCGAGUGCUGGGCAUGGUGCUCAGGUAUGUGGACGGCCGAGUCUUUGUCACCGAGGUGCUCCCUGAGAGCCAGGCAGAGGUGGACGAGGUGGUGCUGGCCGGUGACAUCCUCGACGAGAUCAAUGGCUGCUCCCUGAGAAACGCCUACAGCGGGCAGGCCGGGGCCGUGCUGCAGAAGCUGAAGGGACAACCGCUCAGCCUCCGCCUGCUGCGGUGGCGGUGGCACGACGGGGGAAUCUAUGAGCCACUGCUGCCCUACCUGAAGAUCCUGAAGGAGAAGGAUCCCCGCUUCCAGCUCCAGCGUGGCCCCCGGCGCAGGGGCGAGGGGGAGCCACAGAGGCUGCAGGGGGGCAGGCUGCUCUACAACCUGCGGUACCUGGGCCGGACCAACGUUGGGACGUACGGUGGCAAAGAGGUGCUGGACCAGGCCAUCCCUGCCGUGCUGGAGAGGCACGUGGCACCGCGGGAGGUUUUAUUUGAUGUGAAGGAAGCAGAAGUCCUUGUACAGGAGAAGACCUCCUCCAAGCUCCUGUGCCGCUACCCCUACCCCACGAUCUCCUGUGUGGGACGCUGCAUGGACAGCAGCAAUGUAUUCGCCUUCUGCGUGGCUGCUUCCCCAGAGAGCCCUGACGGGAGCGUGUUCGACUGUCUGGUGUUCGCAUCAAGUUCUGAGCAAGAAUGCGAGGAAAUCAUCAAGAGAAUUGCUGCAGGGUUUAAGCACACGGAGUGGUUUGUCUGAUAACGGAGAGCCCUGGCUCCAGCCCGCAGCUGUCCAGCAGCACCCCGAGCGAUGCUGGCCCCCGAGCAGGAGUCAGGAUGGUUUUCAAACUGCUUUGGGCUGUGGAAGUCUGUGCUGUGAACGUGUCCGGUCUUCAAACAAUUGUGCAGCCAGCCCGUGGUGACUUACCGCCUGCUCCCUGGUAUAAACCACUGCUCUUCUUCCUCCUGAAAUGCCACUUCUGCUGUGCCAUUCCUAAUUUCACUGAAAUAAAUCAAGCUGGGCUAGCUCAACUACUUCCCUGUGCUACUCUUCUGUGCCAACUCCAGCCUUACUAGUGCAGCCUGUUCUUGAAGAGCUGAGGAGAGCCAGCCUUGCACUUCAAUUUAGAUGUUAAUUACCACUUCCAGAUGUAGUCUGAGCAGCUUUCCCCCACCACAACCUGACACAGUACUGCUGAGAAAACCAGACCCGUUUGAAGGU